Messenger RNA from Danio rerio (zebrafish), 7355 nucleotides. The record is from RefSeq and is a predicted model, not a curated record. NCBI's taxonomy places the organism in Eukaryota, Metazoa, Chordata, Actinopteri, Cypriniformes, Danionidae.
CACUUGAGGGCGCUCAAGCACAAAAACGGUCUAGCCGAGUAAACGUAACGAAAAAUGACAUGUACGUUUAUUUAUGUUAAUCUAACAUCAGGGGUAGGGCUGUACGAUGUCGUAAAGUAUAACCGUAUCGAAAAGAGCCACUAUGACGAUAACAGUAUACGCAAUAUCCGUCGCAGCGAAGCGAAAUAAUUUAAAUUGGUUUUAUCCGACAAGCAUUUGUGUGCUGCACGCAUGGGUUGUUUAUCCAAAUCUGACCAAUCAGAUGCAGCCUUUACUCUCUUCAUCUCUGCUUAUCCAGUAGACGCAGUUAGCUGAACAUUAUAUUACAUUAACACUAAUGCCAGGAAUGUCCGCCAUGGUUUUCAGUCAUUCGUGGUGUUUUGAAAGCUUAAAUGUUUGCAUCUUGACGAUGUGUUUCUAUAACUAUUUAUUUUCAGUAUGAUCAUAUUACAUCAAUAAAAUGAUUUUUAAAAUUGCUGAUGUGCAAAAGGACCGCUGAUGUCUACGUCCCGGAUGACACCAACCAAUCAGUGCACAAUGCAACGCAGUAUCAUCGAGGUGGGCUGAGCUAAGAACUAGUUGAGAGCGACAGUGCACACGGGAGAUAACGCUGGCGAUAACACCUGCUAUCGAACUCACUCGGCAAAAAGAGACAAAACAGUCACUACUGGUAUACUGUGCUACAGUGUGCGUGUCUUAAAAAAACCACACAUAUGUUCCAUUGUAUACCAAGUGCUUCAGUAAACGAAAAUCACAUCUAAUACCCUGAGUGCCUCUCUUCAAUUAAGUAACCAUCUCACUCAGUUCUGACCGACUGCCUAUUGUGUUUCACACCCAAAUUUAAUACAUCCACGAACCCCUCCAUUUCAAGUGGUCCUUCGAGCCGGAUUGAGUGAAUCACAGUAGAGAGAUGAUGUCUAAUUCUGAGCCAUAUCCUCCUGUUGUCAGACCUAGACGACAAAUAAGACAACCUGCAUAUCUAGCAGAUUAUGAAGUUCAUGGAUCAGGCUUUGUGAAGAGAGCUCCAGUAUCUAAUUGCCUGAGUGAAUACGACAAUGAAGCAGUCCCACCCAUGUCAGCGAAUGUAUCACGAUCAUCUUCUCCGACGAGUCAGCCCUCAUACACAGAUGAUCUAAUACUCCAAGAUGUAUGGCCAGAGCCAUCUGGAUAUGAAUCGCCAGGGUAUGAUAAGCAACACUUUCAAGUCCAGCAGACCUCUGAUAUAAAGUCUAUGUGCAUGCAGAUGAAGAGGGACAAUGACGAGCUCCGUAGCUCCAUUCUACCAGAAAUCCUUUCAGCGCUUCAAGGGCUCAAGGCGGAGAAUGCUACAUUAAGACGGGAGAUCCAGCAGCGUAGCCCCAACAUUCAGACACCAAUACCAGCUCCCCGCACUCACUUGCCACCCUCAGUCAUUAGUCAUAGAAGCUCCAGAGCGCAUAGUGGUGAAGUUUCUACUCCUCAACCAGCCCGUUAUGAGCAGCUGACAGAGCAAAUGGGAGAUAUGACUUUAAAUUCUAGGAUGUCACAUGUAGUUGAUGGUCAUGGUGUACAUUCUCAGAGGGCACACACAUAUUCAACCCAGCCUUCAGGAACAGGACAUUAUGAAAAUGUGCCCCUUGGUCCAAGAUACCAUUAUCUUCAGACAGAAAGAGAAUUCAGUCCAGCCUCACGCCCAGAGUUAGUGCCUAGGAUGGAGAAGCUGCAUACCCAAGAGCAGAUUUAUCGAGGCCCUAAGCCUACAAUUCCCAGCUUGACCGCAGCUGACCCAAGACAGUUUUCCAGACUACGUAUGGCACUGGAGAAUAUUCUGCCAGCAGAUGCGAGUGAACGUUUUAAGUAUCAGAUUCUGACAGAUCAUUUGGAGCUUGAAGAGGCUCUCCUGGUGGCAGACUCCUACUGUAAUUCUGUGAGACCCUACACAGACACGAUGCACGCUCUGGUUAAGAUGUACGGUCAGCCCCACAAGCUCGUUCUGCAGAGUAUCGCAGAAGUGCUGGAAAGUCCCAACCUUAAGUCAGGAGAUGUUAAAUCUUUCAAGCUCUUUGCUCUUCGAGUGCGAUCAUUAGUGAGUAUGUUGGAACAAUUGGGGCCAGAGGGAGUCGCCGAAUUGGACUGUGGCUCACAUGUGUCUCGUCUCCAGAGCAAGCUUCCCCAUGAGCUGCAAAUCAGUUUUAAGAGAUAUAUCCAUCCCUUAAGGAUCACAGUCCCUACAUUUCUACACUUUGCUGACUGGUUAGAAUACGAACUCCAAGUACAAGAUGACACUGCCAAAGCAGUCAUGUAUGCCCCACCCUUACCUUUCAAGCGGAGAGAAGGUCGUCAUGAACACAAGCCUUCAGGGAGAUCAACAAAUAUUCUACUAGGUGCUGGAAAGCCCACUGCCCCCACUGAAUGCCGAAUACCUACGUUAGAUUCCAAGCCCAGUUCUACUAAGUAUAGAGAGAAGUCACACGCCUACUGUCCUUACUGUGACAACUCCAGCCACUUCCUCAAUGGGUGUCUUAACUUCAAAGAGCUAACAAAGGAACAGAAAGAGGCAUGGAUUCGUAAGAAUAAUAGGUGCUGGCGGUGUGGACGUAAUCAUCAUGCAUCCAGAUGCACAUUAAAGGCUCUGUGUAAGACGUGCAACAGAAAACACCUGCUUGUAUUGCAUGAUCUAAAUGAGAGAGUUGUCAGUACUAGUGAAGAGACUGAACCUAAGGAGAACUCGUGUCUUGUAAAUACCACAAAGGGCACCCUAUAUGCAGAUCGUUCAGUUGGCAGCCGCAGAGUGCUCUUGAAAGUGAGUAAAGUAAUCAUUGCAAAUGGAGAUGCAUCAAUGGAGACUUUUGCUGUGUUAGAUGAUGGGUCAGAAAGGACCAUUCUACUUCAUGCUGCAGCUCAGCAGCUGAAACUCCAGGGCCAGCCAGAAGACCUCAUACUGCGCACUGUAAGACAGGAUCAGCAGGUGCUUCAUGGGACAGCAGUUUCCUUCACAGUCUCACCGGUGUCUCACCCCCACAAGAAGUACCACAUUCAGCAUGCAUUUACAGCCGAACGACUGAGCCUUGCUGAACACACUUAUCCAGUGGCUUUCUUACAGAAGAAAUAUAGACAUCUAGCUGGUCUCCCAUUGCAACAGAUGGAUAAAGUGCAGCCUGUAUUGUUGAUUGGGUCAGAUUACCCACAUCUCCUCACGCCUGUUGAGCCAGUGCGUCUAGGCCCACCAGGGGGCCCAGCAGCAGUUAAAACCCGCUUGGGAUGGACUCUUCAAGGUCCUACACAGGAGGUCCGUCGUGAGCUUAGCACACACCAGUGCUUCUUUACCUCUGUACUACCUAACACAGACCUGUUUGCUCAUGUUGAGCGAUUGUGGCAGAUGGAUGUGAUACCCUAUCGCAACAACAAGAUAGUGACACGAUCCAAGCUAGACAAGGAAGCAAUCAGUCUGUUGCAAGAGAACACUGUGAGAGUAGAAGUACAGGGCACAAUGCGGUAUGCCACACCGCUCCUCCGAAUGCAGAGUAUGCCUUGUUUGAACAUGCCCAAGGAAGCCGUUCUCCCUCAGCUUAGGAGUGUUGAGAGGAGGCUGCUAAAAAACCCAGAGCAAGCAUCUGCCUACCAGGCUGAGAUUACUAGAUUGAAGGAAGCAGGCUAUGUGGCUAAGCUAGAACCAAGAGAAGCGGAUUGCUCUAAAGAGUCUUGGUACAUCCCCCACCAUAUGGUGCAGCACAAUAAUAAGAAUAGAGUCGUCUACAACUGCUCCUUUCAAUUUGAAGGCCACAGCCUUAAUGACUUUCUCCUGCCAGGCCCCACAUUAAGCCCAUCACUGUUGGCAGUGCUGCUUCGAUUCCGAGAGCACCCUGUUGCUAUAAGUAGCGACAUUCGCGGUAUGUUUCACCAAGUCAGGCUGCUCCCUGGUGACAUGCCCUUGCUUCAAUUUUUGUGGCGAGACUUAAAGCCUGAUCUACCCCCUGAUGUGUACCAGUGGCAGGUACUUCCCUUUGGCACCACGUGCAGUCCCUGCUGUGCCUCAUAUGCCCUGCAGACUCACGUUAUUAAUCACAGUCAGCCGGGAGAUCGAUUUAGAGAGGUAAUUGAGAAAUCAUUCUAUGUCGACAAUUGCCUCCACAGUCUUCAUUCUCCUAAAGAGGCUAAAGACCUUGUUGACGGACUUUGUGCUCUCCUAGCCAGUGGAGGAUUUGAGCUUCGACAAUGGGCUAGCAAUUGUCCAUCUGUGAUUACUCACCUUCCUCCAGAAUCCAGAUCUAGUACCUGCGAACUGUGGCUCAGCCAAGACCAACAAGAUGUCCAUGAGUCCACGCUUGGACUGCAGUGGCAUUGCCAAACUGAUACACUGCGCUACAAACACAGAGCUAGGAGCUCUGCGCAAGUGACUAUGCGCCACAUAUACAGAGUACUGGCAAGUCAAUACGAUCCUCUCGGAUAUAUCAUCCCAUACACUACCCGGGCUAAAAUAUUAGUACAGCGUUUGUGGGACAAGAAACGGGACUGGGACGACCCACACCUGCCAGAGGAUCUACUCGCCUUAUGGCACGAAUGGGAGAAAGAACUGAGUGGACUAGAGGAGAUAUCCUUAGCCAGGUGCUACUCUCUGUCAGAAGUAGAUCACGCAUCUUGUAAAUAUGAGAUCCACAUCUUCUGUGAUGCUUCAGAGCAGGCGUAUGGGUCAGUGGCCUAUCUGCGAAUAGAGCACAAGGAGGGUGAAGUAGAAGUUGCCUUUGUUGCUGCCAGGUCCCGUGUUGCCCCCCGAAAGCAACAAUCUAUACCGAGACUAGAGUUGUGUGCUGCUUUAAGUGGAGCACAGCUUUCCCAACUCCUGAACACUGAGCUUACAGUCCCUAUCCACUCCACUACGCUCUGGUCUGACUCUACCACUGUGCUUAUGUGGUUGACAUCUAGCUCCUGUCGUUACAAGGUAUUUGUGGGGACAAGAGUAGCUGAGAUCCAAGAGAUGACAGCAUCCGCUGUCUGGCGCUAUGUUCGAUCAUCAGACAACCCGGCCGAUGACAUCACUAGAGGCAAAUCUCUCCAAAACCUCUCUAAAGACAGCAGGUGGAGUCAAGGACCAUCUUUCCUUAAGCUCCCUUCUGAGAGCUGGCCAGAACAGCCGCAUUUAGCAGCAGAAGGGCCGAACUCUGAACUAAGACAGUCAUCCUUCUCUGUUUUAGUAACCACUACUGCUCCCUCAGCUAAACUGCAGCACUUCAACACCCUGACAGAGUGCCUGAAUGCUUAUGGACAGGAGCUUCAUGGGGCGGCCUACACCUCCAGUGCUGAACUGCAAAAGGAUGUUCAACGUGCAGUUCUCCGUCAAGCACAAGCCGAGUCCUUUCCAGAAGAGCUGAGACUAUUGAUGUCUGGAAAAUCAGUAUCAUCGAAGAGCAGACUACUCACUCUUUCCCCAGAACUUGAUGCUGCUACUGGACUUAUUAGAGUAGGAGGCCGGCUACGGCAUUGUGAGGUCUUGGAAGCAGAUACUAUACACCCAGUUGUCCUUGAUCCUCGGCACCCAGUCACACUGUUAAUCAUAAGAGAUUAUGAUGAGAGACUGCAUCAUCCAGGUACGGAGCGGUUGCUUGCAGAAAUCAGAAGGACAUACUGGAUACUGAGAGGUCGUGAAGCCAUCCGACGAUACCAACACCAAUGUACAGAGUGUAAGAAGUGGAGAGGACGCCCAGAGGUCCCAUUGAUGGCAGACUUACCCCUUACAAGACAAAGAUACUUCCGUCCUGUCUUUUACUCGACUGGGAUGGACUGUUUUGGCCCCUUCGUUAUUAAGAUUGGUCGACGUAAUGAGAAGAGGUGGGGUAUAGUCUUCAAGUGUAUGACCACAAGGGCAGUCCAUCUUGAUCUUCUCUCUAGUAUUGACUCUGACUCAUUCUUGAUGGCUCUAAGAAGGUUCAUAGCCAGAAGAGGCAACCCCCAUGAGUUACUGUGUGACCAAGGCACUAAUUUUAAGGGAGGAGAACGUGAACUGAAUGAGGCCUUUGCUGCUCUCCAAAGUGAGCUACAGAACCAUCUUGCUGUUCAGCAAAUUAAAUUCACCUACAACCCACCAAGUGCCCCUCACUUUGGUGGAUGCUGGGAGAGGGAGAUCCGUUCGAUCAAGGCAGCCCUUAAAGUGACAAUCGGAGCCCAGACAGUUACUGAGGAAGUGUUAAGGACCGUCCUGAUUGAGGUAGAAGGUAUCCUCAACUCUAAGCCUUUAGGAUAUACCUCCUCUGACGUCGCUGAUCUCGACCCAAUUACCCCGUUCUGCUUCUUAAUUGGUCGCAGAGAUGUGUCACUUCCCCAAGUCGUCUAUGAGGACUCAGAAAUCCUAAGUCGACGGCGGUGGCGUCACAGCCAACUACUUGCAGAGCACUUCUGGAGGCACUUUCUGAAAUACUACCUACCUGACCUUCAGGCACGGCAGAAGUGGAAAACCGAGAAGAGGACAUUAGAAAUUGGGGAUGUAGUCAUGAUAGUUGAUCCUCAACUCCCUCGUGCACUUUGGCCAGUGGGCAGAAUCACACAAGUGUUCCCUGGUGCAGAUGGUCGAGUGCGGACUGCUAAUGUGGAGGUUAAGGGCAAGACUUAUACCCGUAUUGUGGCUCGACUUAUACAGCUUCCAGCUCUACCUGAGGACGAAUAAUGCAUGUUAUGGAUCUUUUGUCAGAUGAGCGAAUUCAGUUCUGAAUUCGGGGGCGGCUGUGCAAAAGGACCGCUGAUGUCUACGUCCCGGAUGACACCAACCAAUCAGUGCACAAUGCAACGCAGUAUCAUCGAGGUGGGCUGAGCUAAGAACUAGUUGAGAGCGACAGUGCACACGGGAGAUAACGCUGGCGAUAACACCUGCUAUCGAACUCACUCGGCAAAAAGAGACAAAACAGUCACUACUGGUAUACUGUGCUACAGUGUGCGUGUCUUAAAAGUAAGUGAUCACUAUUUAUAAAGUUAUUAUUGACAGAAGAUCAGCUGUUGUUCACGUACCACCUGUAGCAGCUUGUUAGCACAGUACUGCUUAUAUUACCAGCUUAAACUCGGGAAUUACCAAGUGUUUAAGUACAAGUUGUAGUUAUAUGUUCAUAUGUACACAUUUUAGUAUGUUACUGAUGUAUGUUUAUAGUAUAUCACGUAUGUGCGCGUUAUGCGACGAUAAUUGGCUACCUGCGGUGAUCAUUCAAGUUGGACAUGCCCAGACAAAGACCCUGCCAUCAUGCGGCAUUCAUGUGCUCUUGGCGCCCUCUUGUGGACACUCGGAGAAGUGCACCUUUAUUAUCUAAUGGGCCAUUAUUUUCUUACUAUACUUGUUGUGUGCUGUUCAGUUAGUAAUAUUUAUUGUGAAACAUCUGUAUUGAUUAUUGUUUAUU